UCUCCUGCCUUCCUGACGCUGCGCGAAGCCUUCCAUACAGAUGAGCGCUGGAAGCGACGCACCUCCUGACGUAGCCGCAGACCGGCUGCGGUGCCGCUUCGGUCUCCGUGGAUCGGAUUGCGCAACGUGACUGAUGCUCCCGCGCCUUCGCGGCUGACACAUCCAGGCAGAUUUUUUUGUUUUUAAUUUUUUUUUUACUUUCAUUUUUAUCAUUUCUGCCUAACGAACGCGGCAGAAGAGGCGUCGAGCCGGACCGGGACCCCUCCCUCCCUCCCCCUCGUCUCCGGGACAGAUGAGCGGCGCGCCGCGGCGGGAUGCUGCGGUCGUGAUGUGACUGUGAGCGCCGCUGAUCGGCUCCAGAGGUGGAGGACAGUUAAAAAGAAAAGGCGGUGAUGCAGAUCGGAGGAACGGAGUUGACGUGUCGCCCCUCAGCUCGGAGCCUCGGGGCUCUGGUGUGAACUCGGCGAGACCGGGAGCAGCGGGGAGCUCCGCGGUGAAGGCCGGCCUCUGCAGCCGGCUUGCCUGAGCGCGUCCCCCCGCAGCGCCUGCGUGCCGCCAGCGAAUUCUCCACCAAAAAAAGGAAGAAUACAUUUUAAAAGAAAAAUCCUCACCUCCUGUUGUAUGUAAAGCGCCCUGUCUUCACAGCGAACAGAUGGACUGAAUCCAUCGAUGCUGGAGAGGCGCACCGCCCCGGAAAGGACUUCCUGUGCGUAAGAGCUGGAUAUGUAAAGAUUAACAGGAUGGAUCUAAUUUUCGCCGUUUUGGGGCUGCUGGCGCUGCUCGUGGACAGCAUCCGCUGCCAGGGAGUGUACGCGCCUCCAACUGUGCGCAUCAUCCACUCAGGAAACGCCUGUAACGUGGAGGAAGAGAGGCACACAGAGAGAGUGUACACCAUCAGGGAAGGAGAGACCCUGGAGCUCACCUGUUUGGUGACGGGCCACCCUCGACCACAGAUCCGGUGGACAAAAACAGCAGGCAGUGUGUCGGACCGCUUCCAGGACUCCAGCGUGUUUAAUGAGACACUACACAUCCAAAAAAUCCAGAGGACCCAAGGGGGGCGCUACUAUUGCAAGGCGGAGAACGGCCUCGGUUCUCCUGCCAUCAAGUCCAUCCGGGUGGACGUCUACUAUCUCGACGACCCAGUGGUGACGGUACAUCAGAGCAUCGGAGAGGCCAAGGAGCAGUUCUACUACGAAAGGACUGUAUUCCUGCGAUGCGUGGCGAACUCCAACCCGCCCGUCCGCUACAGCUGGCACCGCGGACGCGAGGUCCUGACCCAAGGCUCGGAUAAAGGAGUGGAAAUCUACGAGCCGUUUUUCACACAGCAGGGGGAAACGAAGAUCCUGAAGCUGAAGAACCUGCGUCCUCAAGACUAUGCCAACUACAGCUGCAUCGCUUCUGUCAGGAACGUGUGCGGGAUCCCCGACCGCAGUGUCGUCUUCAAGCUCACCAACAAAACAGCCUCGCCGUCCAUUAAGCUGCUGGUGGAAGACCCCAUCGUGGUGAAUCCGGGUCAAACGGUCUCCUUGGUGUGCAUCAACACGGGAGGUGAGCCGCCACCCAUCCUCACCUGGGUGAGCACCAACGACAGCCUGCCCCAGAGAAGCGUGGUGAACGGUGGCACGCUCACGCUGCCCUCCAUCACCUCUGACGAGGCUGGCAUCUACAGCUGCGUGGCCAGCAACAACGUGGGAAACCCGGCCAAAAAAUCGACCACCAUCGUGGUGAGAGCUCUAAAUAGAGGUCGGUUUUGGAUCACUCCUGAUCCCUACCACAACGACGACAACAUUCAGAUUGGCCGUGAGGUCAAGAUAUCGUGCCAGGUGGAGGCGACGCCACCCGAGGAGCUGACAUUCAGCUGGUUGAAGAACGGCCGCGCCCUGCGGAGCUCCGAGCGAAUGGUUAUCACCCAGACGGACCCCGAUAUUUCUCCCGGAACCACCAACCUGGACAUCAUCGACCUCAAGUUCACAGACUUCGGCACGUACACGUGCGUGGCGGCGCUGAAGGGGGGCGGCAUUCCCGAUUUUAGCAUUGACGUCAACAUCUCCUCCACAACAGUCCCUCCUCUGUUUUUCUCUUUCUUAGUUCCCCCAAACUUGACGGUCCCCCGGGGCAAGUCCCCCCUGGUGGCCCGCGAGGGUGACACUGUGGAGCUGGAGUGCCUUGUUUCAGGGAAGCCCAAGCCCAUCAUCCUGUGGUCCCGAGCGGACAAGGAGGCGCCCAUGCCGGACGGCAGCAUGCAGAUGGAGAGCUUGGACGGCGUGCUGCGGAUCGUGAAUGUGUCCAGGGAUAUGACAGGCUCGUACCGCUGCCAGACCAGCCAGUACAAUGGCUUCAACGUGAAGCCUCGGGAGGCCAUGGUGGAGCUGAUCGUGCAGUACCCUCCGACGGUGGAACCAGUUUUCAUGGAGAUGCGUCAGGGCCUGGGCCGGCCGGUUGUGAUGACCUGCAGGGUCCUGCGAGCUCACCCAUCCCGAGUGCUGCGCUUCGAAUGGCUUCUCUCGAACCGGCUACUGCAUGCUGGAGCCUUCGAUGCCCAAAAAGAUGAGACGGAGUACACUAUUCGGAGCCUGAACAAAGAGGGCUGGGGCGAGUACACCUGUAACAUAAUCAAUGAGGCUGGAGCAGGAAAAUGCACCUUCCAGGUCACAGGUAAAGCCUACCCUCCAGAGUUCUACUAUGACACCUACAGUCCUCUGUGGCAGAACCGGCCCAGAGUCUACGGCUUCAAGUUGCAGUGGACGCAGAUGAACCCCAGCGCCGUGGACCGCAUCAUCGCCUACAGACUGGGAAUAAGACAGAUGGGGCAGCAGCGCUGGUGGGAAACUGAAAUCCCAGUGAACGCAACCCCCAACAAAGGAGAGUUGAUGACUCACAACCUGACCGAGCUCAUCAAACCUGAAUCGUAUGAAGUCCGCCUCACGCCCAUCACGCGCUUCGGAGAGGGCGACUCAGCCAUACGGAUCAUCACCUACAGCCCUCCCAUCAACCCUCACCUGAGGGAGUUCCACUGCAGCUUUGAGGAGGAGGCCAUCUGCAUGUUCAUCCAGGACAAGAACGACGACUUUGACUGGACGCAACACAGCGCCGCCACGCGCGACACCAAGUACACGCCCAACACCGGCCCCAGCGCCGACCGCACCGGCUCCAAGCAGGGCUUCUACAUGUACAUCGAGACAUCGCGGCCACGUAAAGAGGGGGACCAGGCGCGCCUCAUCAGUCCUUUCUUUAAUGUAGCUCCCAAAAACCCUUACGGCAUCACCAACCCGCCUGCCUACUGCUUCAGCUUCUUCUACCACAUGUAUGGAAAACACAUAGGAACACUGAAUGCGUUCCUCAAGCAGAAGGGACUAACGGCCUCCGAGGCUCCUGUGUGGUCACUGACUGGUAACCAAGGCGACCGGUGGAGGCAGGCCAAAGUGAGCAUCCAUCCAACAUCAUCUUUCCAGGUCAUUCUGGAAGGGAUCCGUGGUCCAGGAAUCGAGGGAGACAUAGCCAUAGACGACGUCACCCUUGAGGAAGGAGGGUGUCGAGACCCUCCACCCAACAUCAGUGCCAAGGCGCAGUCCCCCUCCAUCCAUAUAUGGCUGCUGUGGGUCGCCCUGGCGCUGAGCCUCCUCCCGGGUCAGAGGUGACGCGGCUCCUGGCAAUCUCAGAGGCGAAUGUUCGGACCCGCUGUCUGUGAGCUCCACCCUCGGCAUCCAAUCACCAAAGAUUCAUGCAUCCUGAAAGCAGCAGGGUCCCUGAUGGAUCGCAGACCACGGAGACGAGAUGGAGGGACUUUCUAAAGGACAACAGAAAAGUAAUAAACAAGAUAAUUGACUUUUUUUUUUUCUCUUCUGGAAGAACGAAGCCCCUCCGUGCAGGACUUGAGAUGAGUUAAGGAGCACAAAGACCAGGGGCUGAGAAGGAGCCUGGACCUCUGGAGGAUUUUGUAAAGCACAAGAAUCACCUGUGAAGCUGUGGAAACGUCCUACGGAUGGCGGUGGACCACAGUCAAAUUUUAGGAAUAAAGGUCCCCUCCUCAGUCCGUCUUUUUUCAUUUCGUUUCACCAGAUCUCACCUGUUUUUCCCUUCAGCUCAGCCUCACCUCUCAUCUCGGCAUUACUUUGUCUGCUUGGUGCUGUUCUGUAGAUAAACACGGACUGCGGAAGCGUUUAGUUCCCUCUGCUUACCCCCCGCCCCCUGUAGCUGCCUAUUUUUGAACACUGUGCUCACGAGUCCACGUGGCCAGGGACGGCAUGGUGGCAGAAAGUGGAAAGGAUGGGGAGAGGAGCACAGGAAGGUCUUCUUAGCAAAUUAGUGGAGCCUGACUCAAACAUCGGGUCACCGUUCUGCCUGUGGAGCAGAAGCCACUUUACUUUCUGCCAUGAAACAAAGUGCCUUCAAAGAUAACCGUGAGCCGGGCUGUGGACCAACAUCCAACACAUUGCUUUUCAUGUUUCCUCCAAUGGGCUAUUUUCUACCUUUUAUUUGAUUUUAUUUGAUUUUUUCCUCCCCACAAGUGCUGAUGGGAAAGCGAUCUAUCAGAAGGAGGAAGAAGUGUUGGGCAGGAGGUGCUGCUGGACCCUUAGCUAGGUCGGGAAGCAUUAACAAAACAGAAAAAAGGAAAACUAGAGGCUGGGGGCUCUUUUGCUUUCACUAAAGAGGACUAACAGGCAAACUUCACAGAACAAACGCCCUCUUCUGUCAUCUCUGGCCUGCAGGCAAGCGUUUCCAAACGCUGUCGAGGAACUCCUCUUCUGGGUGGAGCCCCUCACCAAAACCCCCAUUUAUAUGGAACAACUCUGACAAAAAAGCUCAUAACAAUAGUCCUAAUAUUUUAUUACUCUAGCGAGAAUGUUUCUCUGCUUUUACACGAACUGUAAAGACUGUGGGAUCUAGAGACGUUAACCGGCGCGGUUUUUAAAAAAAAAUGUAUUGUACAAAAGAACAAAAGAGAUCAAAAGAAUAUGAAUAAUUCUGUUCAUUGUUGGUUUUUGACAAUGUUUUAGGACUUGUGUCUUUCUUUUUCUUUCAAAGAUGACUUUUUUUCUCUUUCCGUCGUCUCCCUCUGCAUCGCUAAAAUAUCAAAGCCGAUGGAAGCAUAAGAAGUAAACCAGUUUGGUAAAUGUAUAACUUGUAAAUGUUAAAGACGCUCUGUUAAAAGGUUUAUGAUCAAUGUUUUAUGUUCGGAGUCCAGGAAGCACAACAUACAAUUUAAGGUCUCGACGUAUACAAAAUUCUUUUUUUUUUAAAUAUAUAUUUCUCUGCACAUGUGCGACCUGCUCCUACAGAUUCAGACUUUCCGGCUUCACGUCGAAGCGCUGAUAAUCCGGGUCGGAGUGCCGCCGCCCACGUCGGAAGUCCUCCUGACGGGCGCGGCUCAGCACUGUAGCUUCUUCACCUAAAGCCUGGAUUAGUCUGAGGGGGUUGUAUUCAUGUGGGGACAUAAAACUGUGUACAAUAUGUGUGGUCAGAAAAUGUAAAGAUAUAAAAAAAAAAACACCCAGAGCAGAUUGAUGAGCAUUUCAGGGCAUUCUUGCAGUUCUGUUUUGGUCUGCGUGCUAUGAAGAUAUCCUCAUCACAUAUCUUAUGUCCGCUUCUCUUUUGGUUCUAUUUUUUUAUCUGUUUAUUAUGAUUUCAACUCUCAUAUCAUGCUGAAUGUAAAAGAAGUUCUUGCUCUUAAAGUCUUACUAGGUGUAAUGUUUUACCAAAUCAUCUGUUUCCUGUGUGCUUUUGAAGAUGAAAGGGGUUUCGUGCGCACGUUAAUGAGAUCACCUUUGUCUGGUUCUCGGACCGAAUUUUGACCAAAUUGACUAAAGUUUAGACAAAAUUUAAGUUAACUGAUAAUUAUACUGCUAAGAAAAGGUGCUCCGGUGUCCACAGAGUGUUGAUUUCUAACAGGUACAAGCAAAUCAGUUGUUUAAAAGCUACAACUGUUUUAUGCAUGUUUAUUUGGGUCAUGGCGCAGCUCAAAGACUUGGGUCUCUGAAUUACCUCCUCCAGUUUACUAGGUGGUACUAUAACCAUUUUUAUUGGGUCAUUUUCCAAUAAAUGUGAAAAUAUGGGUUCUAAUCCCUUCUAGGAUGCAACUUUUGUGGAGAAAACAUCUUAAAUUUGAAACUUAUAUUUUCUGUUAUCAUCUACAGUUUGUCUUAAAUUAAAAAGUUCAGUUUUUA
Messenger RNA from Oryzias latipes (Japanese medaka), 6164 nucleotides. It is a transcript of the gene mdga2a, whose product is annotated as MAM domain containing glycosylphosphatidylinositol anchor 2a. Gene Ontology annotation, biological process: synapse organization; homophilic cell-cell adhesion. Gene Ontology annotation, cellular component: plasma membrane; axon; neuronal cell body. NCBI's taxonomy places the organism in Eukaryota, Metazoa, Chordata, Actinopteri, Beloniformes, Adrianichthyidae. Gene Ontology annotation, molecular function: protein binding; axon guidance receptor activity. The record is from RefSeq and is a predicted model, not a curated record.